AUGAGUACAAUUGAUACACCGCCCAAGGACUAUCCAUCAGAAAUCACCGGAUAUGCUGAACCAUGGAUUGCCAGUCCCGGCGACGACGUCGCCAUCAAGGUGUCUUGCACAGAGCCGGAAUAUUCCUAUCGCACUGUGCGUGUCAUACAAGGUGUUCAAGAAGAACACUCCCCGGUGAAGCAGCUAGAGGAGGUCUCCCAGAUCCCAUCAGGGGUGGCUCCAGGACGGUUUCAAUAUGCCCGACCGGGUUCUUAUGCAAUUGUCAAACGUCUUAAUCUGCCGUCUACGUUGGAAGGGGUAGAAGUCACUCUCUAUUUCCAGGCCCAUCUGCCUAAGGCAGGUCAUCCACAAGCCAUCAUUUCUAACUUGAAUGCCGACACAAAGACCGGACUGGCGGUGCUGGUCAGUGAAGGCGGCCUCGUUGAGGCAUGGAUUGGGACAGGAAGCACGGUGGAAACCGUUCACACCGGGUUCAGCCCAGCACGACGAAGGUGGAUCAAGCUUCAUGUCGUGAUCAAAGGAGCCGAAUGCUGCAUUACUCUUCAGCCACUGGCGUAUAUCGUGGAAAAGGCGCCUCCCGUGUCGUCGGUGCAGACCACGUUCACCGCUCCAGUCGUGGCAGCCUCGUCGCCCUUUUCAGAUGAUCUCUUAUUUGCGGCGAGCUAUGCAGACAGCCCAACCUCUACAUUCCCAAGGGCCACGCAUUUCUUCAACGGACGCAUUGACAGUCCUACGAUUUCUAUACUCAAAGGAGCCGCCGCCAAGGAUGUCAUCGCCAAAUACGACUUUUCGCGCAACAUAUCGGAAGACUCCAUCCUGGAUGUUUCGGGCAACAACUUCCACGGUGUCUUGAUCAAUGCUCCGACAAGGGCUGUCACAGGCCAUGACUGGGAUGGAGGUGAGUCGGACUGGACAAAGGCGAAGUACGGCUACGGCGCGAUCCAUUUUCACGAAGACGACCUGGACGACGCGAAGUGGGAGACCGAUUUCACGAUCAAGAUCCCCCACGACGCUCGAUCCGGUAUCUACGCCGUAGAGGUAAAUUCGACAAACGGCAAAACGUCCGACAUGAUUACGUUUAUCGUUCGUUCUACGCCGCAGACGACGGCAGCGACCGGUGCGAAGGUGGCGCUCGUGCUUUCGACCUUCACCUAUCUCGCCUACGCGAACGAGCAGAUUUCGGAUCCUAAUCGCUCGAGCUCGAUCGACGCGGGACCAGGUUUCGACCAUUCAGCCAUCAAACGUACCGAAGACUUUAACCGUCUGACGCGGCGUCGCGACGUGGGCUUGUCAAACUACGACGUUCACAACGAUGAUUCCGGCACGGUCUUCUCCUCUGCAAAGAGACCGAUAUUGAACCUGCGACCGGGCUAUGUCAUGUGGGCGUUUGAGCGACCACGCGAGCUCAGCGCCGACUCCAUGAUGAUCGGGUUCCUGGAGCGGCAGAAGAUUCCGUACGAUAUUGUCACUGAUCAUGACCUCCAUUUCCACGGCGCGGCCGCAUUGGCUCCCUAUAAUACCGUCAUCACAGGCUCUCAUCCAGAAUACCCAACCUUCGAAUCCUACAAUGCGUACGAAAACUUUGCCAGACAGGGCGGCAACAUUUUAUAUCUCGGCGGUAACGGGUUCUAUUGGGUUUCUGCUCUGGACUCAGCCCGACCGUGGCGCCUUGAAGUCCGCCGUGGAGAUCAAGGUGUGCGCACAUAUACCCUUCCAGGGCCUGAGAGGAUCAUGAGUCUGAACGGGACCCAGGGAGGCUUGUGGAAGAGUCGGGGCCGAUCUUCGCACGGCCUUUUUGGCAUUUCCUUCUGCGCCGAAGGAACCGGUCCCGGCGUGCCCUUUAAGCGAACCGAGAAGAGCUUCGCACCGGACUUUGAAUGGAUGUUCAAGGAUAUCUCCCCGGAGGAGCUCAUCGGCGAAUUUGGCCUCGGCGGCGGCGCCAGCGGCGAUGAAGUCGACUCCUUCGAUCUCGCCUGCGGAAGCCCCACAAACGGAGUAAUAGUCGCCACAAGUACAGGCCACCCGGACGCGUUUGGCAUUGUCCCGGAAAUUACCAUGUUCCCGAUCAUAAAGACGCUGGGGACGCAGACGAACGAGAUCCGUUCGGAUAUUGUCUACUAUGAGACGGACGCCGGGGGAGCCAUCUUCUCCGUAGGCAGCAUAAACUGGUAUUGCUCUCUGGGUUGGGACGACUACAAGAACAACGUGGCGAAGCUGACGGAGAAUGUCAUCAGAGAGUUCUUAUCCAGAGCAUCAAAGAAGGAGGUCGAGAAGGAGACUGUGGUCGUCAGGUCGUGA
Molecule: messenger RNA, 2298 nt
Organism: Cladophialophora psammophila CBS 110553
Lineage: Eukaryota; Fungi; Ascomycota; Eurotiomycetes; Chaetothyriales; Herpotrichiellaceae
Exons: 1
Coding region: 1-2298 (765 amino acids)
Source: RefSeq, a predicted model, not a curated record